AUGGCGACGCGGGUCGAGGUCAGCUCCCUAACAUCCCUGCCAGGAGUGCCAGGCCUCGGUGAGAUCGCCAAGGAGGAGACCCUGACACGGACCUACUUUCGCCAGGCCGGCGACUCCUCUGGGGCUCCCUCAGCGCGGCUCCUGGAAGGAAAAAGCCCCCUGAGGAGCCCUGCACGCCUGUUCCCUCUGCCGAGACUCGCCCCCAAGCCCUUCUUCAGGGAGAAGGCCCCGGACGUGAAGUCCGCCGGCACAUCCUUGCAACCCAGCCCGACCAGGCCUUCUCCUUCCUGUGGGCCGCCCCAGGGCUUGGCGGCCAAGGACCUGGGCGAGAGGAUGCCCAGCUUGGCGGGGCAGGAGGCGGGGAGCGGGGAGGGCCUGAGGAGGAGCUCGUCUCUGUUCAACAAGGCCGCCUCUCUGCGGCCCAGCCCCAGCACUGUGAUUCUCUUUGAAACCACCAAAGCCGGGCCCGCCCUGGGGAAGCGGGCCAGGGAGGGGGCCCAGGAGGCCAGCGCGGGCGUGUCUCAGGAGACCCCUUCGGGCUCGCGGCCUGAGGUGGCCGCCAAGCCCGCCAAGCCCACCCCGCCCGCCCGCAAACCUGGGGGGGCCCUUCCCCGACCAGCCUCCCUGUCACAGGACGCAAUGCCGGCUGCCACCCGAGAGGAGACAGGCCCAGGGGAGCCUCUUGCAAAGGCCAGCAGUGUGGAGGACACGGGCGGCCCCACCGUGGAGCCCAGGCCUCGCCUGAAGAGAAGGCCCGUGUCAGCCAUUUUCACGGAAACUGUUCAGCCUCAGAAGCCGGGCCCAGGUGGAGUGGCUACGGCGGGGAAAGCGCCCCCCACCCCUCCUGAGAAGACGUGGGUGAGGAGGCCCAGGCCUCUGUCCAUGGACCUCACGGCCCGGUUUGAGAGCAGAGAGGCCUUGCUGAAGAAGGUGGCUGAGGAGGCCACAGCAAGUCCCACCGCCCUGCAGCGGGGGCCCGAGAGGUCCAACCCAGAGCCCAAAGAGGAAGGGCAAUGUGUGGGCAAAGCAGAGGCUCCCCUUCACGACCCAGAUGCAGACUUCCUGGAGGUGGCCAAGAAGCUCCGAGAACGGAAGGAGAAGGUGCUUUCUAAGCAAACAGAGCUGGGCAGCCUCCGAACGGCUGGGGGCUCCGCCAGGGUCACCUCCACAGAGGACCAGAAGCUUGGGGAAGAGAGAGCCAAGCCGGACGGGGAGCCGGAGAAGGCUCCCGAGCCCCCUUCGCCCAGGCCAGGAAAAGGCCAAGAAAUCGCUGAGGUCAAGAGCAGAGCGUCUGAUGGGGCCAUCCGGACGAGGGGAGAGUGGGCCGCCAGGGGCAGCGUCAAGAAGCGCCUCAGCCUCUUCGGGGAGGAGAGCGCGUUGGCCUCGGCGGUGGGGCCCGAGCCCCCGCAGGCUGCCCCUGAGUCCCCGUCCGCUGCUCCAGAGCUGGAGAAAGCGGGGGUGAGCGUGCAGGAGCGGAUCAAAGGCUGGGCCACCGAGAGCUCCGAGGCCAAGCCGGGGGUCAGGAGAAAGGCCUUCCAGGCACGGCCGCUGUCGGCGGAUUUGACCAAACUGUUUUCAAGUUCAGCUUCAAGCAACGAAGUCAAGUAUGAGAGGUGUGUGGAGCUGAGUGGCGAGCUUGCUAAGGAACCGAGAGAAAAGCAAAAGGAAGGGCCUGGUGUGGAUGGAGCCCCCGCUCCCAGAAGCCCCUGGCAGCCUGGGACGCCCCGGGAGAAGGCCAGGCAGACUCAGCGGAAGGACAGUUCUCGCCACGUCCCCAGCAGCUGCUGCGGGGCGAGCUCAGUGGGGGCCUUGAGCUCCUCUGACAGCACUCCAGAAGACGACGGAAGCUUCCAGACCGUGAGGGCCACGGUGUUUGAGCAUCACGUGGAGAGACACACUGUGGCUGACCAGUCGGGACGCAGUCCCUCCGCUACAUCCCCUGGUGCUGUGGCCCGUGGCCCUGAACCCAGACCCAGGCCCGAGAGAGGCUCGUGGCUAGGGAAGGGCCCUCCAGAAAAGACGAUCCUCCAGAAGGAGAACUCCAGGUGGCUUGAAAACCCCGACACAGAAAAACUGGGACGGACUCCCCUCUUGAAUGGUGACUCCAAACAGUAUCAAACGCCUCUCGCGGAGAAGUACCCCCCGGGCGAAAAACGUAGUAACAACCCCUUCCUUCCAUGCUCGGAAAACCCUCCCAGGUCACAGAGGGUUGAACCCAAGUACGACAUUGUGCACGCUGUGGGGGAGCGCGCGCACAGUGAGGCUGUCCCCACAGCACCUGAGGAAAAGGCUGUGACGCUCCGGAGUGGCAGGGCCCGGCUCUCGCUGAAGGGGAGGCAGCUGUCCCCUGAGGUCACCCCUGCUAACCCAGAGUGCAGGCUGGACAGUCAGGUGGGAUCCGUCCAAAGGGCCAGUUUGAUUUGGGAAGCUCGAGGGACGCAGGAGGUCAGCGGGCUCCACGCUGACUCCCGGGAGCCAAAGGACACAUUCGGGGCCCCAUCACCCAAGUGGAAAGGCGGGGCGGCCGGGAACUGGCAUAAAGCCACGGUAGGGGUCAGUGAUGAGAAAGGCUUGGAAGUGAGUCCUGAUGCCACCAGCGAGCACUCAGCCAGGCCCUGCCAGGCCGUCACCAGGGAGACCCAGCACCAAGGGCCCGAGGGCGCCGGAAGCAAGCCGGGGGGCUGCGUUUCAGCAGGAGAAAGGGGUCCGCUCUGGGGCUGUCCUCUGGACCCUCCUUUCAGGGCUAAGGGGGAGCCCUCCGACUUCCGAGCACGGGCACACCCUGACGGGCUGGUGCAGAAAGGGCCCCUCGUUGUGGCCGCUGGUGAGGGUGAACCGAGGCUGGCCCAGGCCCGGGAGCCUGAAGCCAGGAUGCGGAGGGUGAGCCCCACCGACCAGAGAUUUGAGAGGUGGAGGCGGCGGACUUUACCCCACGACGUGAAGUUUGAUGAAUUCCUGGCCCCAGAAUACUCUUCAAAGGCGGAGCAGAGAGGCACAGAUUAUCUGAGCUCCACCGCAGGUGCCUUGAGGAAACCUCAACCAUCCCAUAAUACGGCGGAGGCCCAGGAGGGGGACUCAGGUGUCUCACGGGACCCGGCUCCUCCAGCAGUGAAGCAAGGGUCGUCUGUGGAACCGAAGAUGACAUUUUUUGCAGUGACAUAUAAGAUUCCUGAUACUCAAAAAACAAAGAGUAUUGUUAAGCCAGGGCCUGAACACUUGACGGAACAUUCUAGAAAAAUAGCUCCGCCUCCAUCCCCUCAUCCUUCAGCUUCUACCUUGGUUUCUCUCAACCCUGAAGAGACCCUGCAGGCCGUGGGCAAUAAAAGCUGGGCUCAGAGCAGAGAGCAUGACAAGGCGAGCAUUUCAAAAACUCGAAAGCCAACAGACAUUUCAUCAGCUCUUGGGGACAGAAUUCUGGAUCUUUCUACUGAAAGAAUCAUUGAUACCGAUAGUGUGCGUGUUCACCGGCGACCGGAGGACGGCGCUGGUUUUCAGAAUGAUUGGAAGGACGGUGGGAACAAGACGUCCCCCAGUAGUGCUCCCCAGACGUCCCCCGCUUUCAAAAGCCGCCUGAAAGCCAGCGACCUCCUGGUCAGAAGGAAGACUGAGGUGGUCAGCGAGACGUUCCCAGGUAAAAUCAAAGAUGGCUACAGAUCCAGCGUUCUUGACAUCGAUGCCCUGAUGGCCGAGUACAAGAAGCAGGAGCCGCAGGAGCCGGUGGAGGGCCCACCCGCAGAGCCCAGCAGCUCGCCCCGGGAGAGGCCGAGCCAGCCCGGUGGGGUGGAGCGGCGGCGGAGGAGCCUGAAGGAAGGGCCUGAAGCUGAGGGUCUCUGGAAGCGAGCCAGUUUUGCUGAAACAAACCACAGUUCUAGUCCUGGCUCUGGCAAGCAGCUGGCAGAGACGCUGGGGGCAGCCACGAACCCCAAACUCGGCUCUCCUCUGUGGGCUCUGCCGAACUCAGCUCCUUCCGAAAAACACCCAGGGGCCUCUCCUGGCCCUGAGACUCCCAGGAAGAAGAUCUCAGAACUCUCUGAGGAUGAAACAAAGACCUCUGCUAGCAAACACCCCGGUGCAAAGUGUCAGAGUUACGCCGCCACCCAGGAGGAUCCAGGCGCUGGAGCCAGUGUGUUGCCCACAUCCUCCCCAGCUGACCAAAAGAAAGGGACCCCGAGGAAGUCCAGUUGGAGGGGAGAGGAAGGCCAUGGGGCCCAGUGGGGUGACCACCCACACCACCGUGGAAGGUCACCGCUGGAUGUCAAAAGGGCCUAUUCGGAGAAGGGCCCUCCUGCCAAAAUCCGAGAGGGCCUGUCCGUCAUGCAGGAGGCCAGAGAGAGGAGGCGAGAGCAGCUCAAAGCGAGGCACAGCCUCCCCGGGGACAUUUUGGAAGCCAAAGAGGCCCAAGCGGGGCCCUAUUGGCGGGACUCAGGGACCCGAGACAGUCAAAAGGUGCCAUCGCCAGACCUGGGGAGGGAGGAUGUGUUCCAGGACAGUGAGCCGCCGCUCCGGCAGGUGUCCCCUGUGGCCUUGGGCCCCCGGAGAAGCCGCAGCUUCUGCAAGGACAAGAGGAGCGGGGCCUUCGUGGUGAGUGAUACUGGCGGGUCGGAGCGGAAUCUGCGGCGGCGCUGGUCGUCGGCCGCCAGUGGGAAUGGGCUGUGCGUUCUGGGGAGUGGCCACCAGGAGGCGGUGGCGUUCCGCCCACUCCCUGAUGUCUUCAAAAUCUGCCUUGGGGACCUGAGCAUUGGACCCUGA
Messenger RNA from Pteronotus mesoamericanus, 4749 nucleotides. RefSeq lists its product as uncharacterized. The transcript is spliced from 5 exons. The record is from RefSeq and is a predicted model, not a curated record. Bases 1 to 4749 code for a protein of 1582 amino acids. NCBI's taxonomy places the organism in Eukaryota, Metazoa, Chordata, Mammalia, Chiroptera, Mormoopidae.